Molecule: messenger RNA, 3350 nt
Organism: Ceratotherium simum simum (southern white rhinoceros)
Lineage: Eukaryota; Metazoa; Chordata; Mammalia; Perissodactyla; Rhinocerotidae
Source: RefSeq, a predicted model, not a curated record
CCCGCCUGGCCCCCCAGGCCGGGAGCCUCGCCCCCGUCCCCCGGAAAGCUGGAUUUCCGAGGCUGGAGGCGCCUGGCCGGCUGGGUGGGGACCACCAUGGGCAACGCGGCCGGCAGCGCGGAGCAGCCUGCGAGCCCCGCCGCACUGUCCCCCAAGCAGCCCGCGCCGCCCAAGCAGCCGAUGCCCGCGGUCGGAGAGCUGGAGGAGAGGUUUAACCGGGUCCUGAACUGCAUGAACUUGCCCCCCGACAAGGUCCAGCUGCUGAGGCAGUAUGACAACGAGAAGAAGUGGGAGCUCAUCUGUGACCAGGAGCGGUUUCAAGUCAAGAACCCCCCCGCAGCCUACAUCCAGAAGCUGAGGAGCUACCUGGAAACCGGUGGGGUUGGCCGAAAGGUAGCGGCUGAUUGGAUGUCCAACCUGGGGUUUAAGAGGCGAGUUCAGGAGUCCACGCAGGUGCUGCGGGAGCUGGAGAUCUCCCUGAGAACAAACCACAUUGGGUGGGUGCAGGAGUUCCUCAACGAGGAGAACCGCGGCCUGGAUGUGCUCCUUGAGUACCUGGCCUUUGCCCAGUGCUCUGUCACGUAUGACAUGGAGAGCACAGACAAUGGGGCCCCCAGCCCGGAGAAGAGCAAGCUGCUGGAGCAGUCGGUGGAAGAUCUCAACAAGAGUCCACCCUCAUCUUUGCCAUCACAGCCCAAGAGUCGCCACCUGACCAUCAAGCUGACCCCAGUCCACAGCAGGAAGACCCUGCGGAACUCCCGCAUUGUCAGCCAGAAGGACGACGUCCACGUCUGCAUCAUGUGCCUGCGCGCCAUCAUGAACUACCAGUCUGGCUUCAGCCUCGUCAUGAACCACCCAGCCUGUGUCAAUGAGAUUGCUCUGAGCCUCAACAACAAGAACCCCAGAACCAAGGCUCUGGUGCUGGAGCUGCUAGCGGCUGUGUGCCUGGUGCGGGGAGGGCACGACAUCAUCCUUGCAGCCUUUGACAACUUCAAGGAGGUGUGUGGGGAGCAGCACCGCUUUGAAAAGCUGAUGGAAUAUUUCCGGAACGAGGACAGCAAUAUCGACUUCAUGGUGGCCUGCAUGCAGUUCAUCAACAUCGUGGUCCACUCAGUGGAGAACAUGAACUUCCGUGUCUUCCUGCAAUACGAGUUCACCCACCUGGGCCUGGACCUGUACUUGGAGAGGCUUCGGUUCACGGAGAGUGACAAGCUGCAGGUGCAGAUCCAGGCAUACCUGGACAACGUGUUUGAUGUGGGCACGCUGCUGGAGGAAACUGAGACCAAGCAUGCUGUGCUGGAGCACAUGGACGAGCUGCAGGAGCAGGUGACCCUGCUGACAGAGCGGCUUCGGGACGCGGAGAACGAAUCGAUGGCCAAGAUCGCAGAGCUGGAAAAGCAACUAAGCCAGGCCCGAAAGGAGUUGGAGACCCUGCGGGACCGCUUCAACGAGUCGACCCCCCUGAGCGCGUCCAGGCAUCCCCCGGAGCCUGAGAAAGUGCCUGCCCACGUCCCGGCGCGGCCUUCGGCCCUGGAGCUGAAGGUGGAGGAGCUGCAGGAGAAGGGGUUAAUCCGUAUCCUGCGGGGGCCCGGGGAUGCUGUCUCCAUCGAGAUCCUCCCGGUCGCUGUGGCAACUCCGAACGGCAGUGAUGCCCCGAUUCCAACGGUGCCCGCUGGCUCCCCCAGCCCAGAUCUUCCACCUGCAGCAGAGCCGGUUCCCGGAGCAGCACCGCCCCCGCCGCCGCCCCCCCCACCCCCGCCGCCACUGCCACCUCCUGGUACAGAUGGGCCUUUGCCUCCACCGCCCCCGCCUCUGGGAGGUCCCUCUGAUGCCCUUGGAGCGUCUAGCCCAGAGAUGGGCCCAGGAGUGAAGGCCAAAAAGCCCAUCCAGACCAAGUUCAGAAUGCCGCUCUUAAACUGGGUGGCCCUGAAACCCAGCCAGAUUACAGGCACUGUCUUCACGGAGCUCAAUGACGAGAAGGUGCUGCAGGAGCUGGACAUGAGUGACUUUGAAGAGCAGUUCAAGACAAAGUCCCAAGGUCCCAGCCUGGACCUCAGUGCUCUCAAGGGUAAGGCAGCCCAGAAGGCCCCCAGCAAGGCCACGCUCAUCGAGGCUAACCGGGCGAAGAACCUGGCCAUCACCCUGCGGAAGGGCAACAUGGGGGCCGACAGCAUCUGCCAGGCCAUCGAGACGUAUGACCUACAGGCCCUUGGCCUGGACUUCCUGGAGCUGCUGACCCGCUUCUUGCCCACGGAGUAUGAGCGCAGCCUCAUCGCCCGCUUCGAGCGGGAGCAGCGGCCGAUGGAGGAGCUGUCGGAGGAGGACCGCUUCAUGCUGCGCUUCAGCCGCAUCCCGCGCCUGCCUGAGCGCAUGGCCACGCUCACCUUCCUGGGCAACUUCCCGGAUACUGCCCAGCUGCUCAUGCCGCAACUGAAUGCCAUCAUUGCAGCCUCAAUGUCCAUCAAGUCCUCUGACAAACUCCGCCAGAUCCUGGAGAUUGUCCUGGCUUUCGGCAACUACAUGAACAGCAGCAAGCGUGGAGCAGCCUAUGGCUUCCGACUCCAGAGUCUGGAUGCGCUGCUGGAGAUGAAGUCGACUGACCGCAAGCAGACGCUGCUGCACUACCUGGUGAAGGUCAUUGCUGAGAAGUACCCACAGCUCACAGGCUUCCACAGCGACCUGCACUUCCUGGACAAGGCGGGCUCAGUGUCCCUGGACAGCGUCCUAGGGGACGUGCGCUCCCUGCAGCGAGGCCUGGAGUUGACCCAGCGGGAGUUUGUGCGGCAGGACGACUGCACGGUGCUCAAGGAGUUCCUGAGGGCCAACUCGCCCACCAUGGAUAAGCUGCUGGCAGACAGCAAGACGGCUCAGGAGGCCUACGAGUCUGUGGUGGAGUACUUCGGAGAGAACCCCAAGACCACAUCCCCCUCCAUGUUCUUUUCCCUCUUUAGCCGCUUCAUCAAGGCUUACAAGAAAGCUGAGCAGGAGGUGGAACAGUGGAAGAAAGAAGCAGCUGCCCAGGAGGCUGGCGCCGACGUCCCGGGCAGAGGGGAGCUCCCAGCACCCAAGUCCCCAUCCAAGAUCCGGCGGCAACAGAUGGACCUCAUCUCUGAGCUGAAGCGGAAGCAGCAGAAGGAGCCACUCAUCUAUGAGAGUGACCGUGACGGGGCCAUUGAAGAUAUCAUCACAGUGCUCAAGACAGUGCCCUUCACGGCCCGCACCGGCAAGCGGACGUCCAGGCUCCUCUAUGAGGCCAGCCUGGGAGAGGAGAUCCCCCUCUAGCCCCCCAGGUACCCUGAUGGCCUGGCCUCUCAUCCGAGUGGCCGCCCACAGCCCUGGGGGUCCUUGGG